AUGGCUGGCAACCACGGUUUGUCGGCUAGGAGGCUAGGAACGACCACGGAACGAAUAUCUCACCAUUAAAGCACCAUCUUUUCACUGGUCACUACUUGCAUUCCAAAAUGUAUACGUCGCAGGCUCAACUAAUCCGAGACUCUUCGUUUCUGAUUGGUCGAUACGUUGCAAGGUGGCGUCUCUUUGCAUUUCCUUCUUCUGAUGUGUUUUAAUUGAAAUUCGAGAAUCAGAGAUUCGACCGCUUCUAAGGUCUGAAUUGUUUAUCUUGAAUUGCAAUACCUUCGAUAUAUUUUUUUCUCUUUUUUUUUCUAUAAAGUAAAAAUUAAUUAGUAUUUCGAGAGAAGAUAAUCUUCUUCUAAAGAAAUCUUAAUUUUAAAUAAAAGACAAUCCAAGAGUUGCGAGGAUUUUUCUUUCUGUUACAUUUGCACCAAGCUUAUUGAUUUCAUUUCAUUAUGACCAAUGUUCAUAGAAAAAAAAAGAAAAAAAUUUUAAUUGAAAAUUGUAACACUUCUUGGAAAUGUAUAUUCUCUGACAGCUAUUGUUAUAAAUAUUAAUUUGUGAUUGUUUGAUAAUUUCAAACGAUUACGAGAGAAAUCAAUUGCAGAAUUUUUAGAUAUUUUGUUAUAUUAUAUUGAUGAUAAGAAAAUAUUUUGCAGUUAUGCGUUGAUAAUGGGCAAUUUUACAGGUUUGCAUGAUAAUUUAGAUUUUCAAAGUGAUUUCUUAAAGCAUGCGCAUAACUUUUAUCUACCCCUCUCUUUUUGCUUUGGGGAAUUUCAAGCGGUAUCAAGAAGAAUCUUCCGCCAUUCUAUAUUUACGAUUUUUACCGAAUUGUUAUACGUUUUAUCUGUUUUCUCGCAGCCCGUCCAAAAAAGCGAGGAACAAUGACGACAGUGAGUCCUGUAGUGAUAGCAGCUACGGCCAGACAUACAGCAACUGUAAGCGAAAAAUCUUUUCAAGAUGUCUCUUUUUUGGUUAUGCCUGACGCAAAGUGAUUUUCAAUUAACCAUAAGUUAAUUAUUCUUAAUAUAAUUUUAUUAUAUAAAUUCUGAAUGUGUGAGUAAUGUUCUUAUUACUCUAGCUUUCAUUUUUUCUUAUAUUUAAAAUUUAUAUAUCUUCGUAAGAUUAAAAUCUAUCAGUAUUAAAAAUAAUUAAAAAAAAAAAUUAGUACUUCAGAGUUUCAAGUAUCUUUAUAUAAUAAAUACGCGUAAAAUUUGGAAUAGAAGAAAUUAAUGAUAUACAUUUAUACAAGUAACUUUAUUGCUUUUGUGUAAUAUAAUCUUAUUUUUGUUUUAGAUUAUAUUUUUUCAUGGAUUGGGUGAUACAGGGUAAAUAGCAAUUUGUAUAAUUAAAUUCUAUUAAUAUAACUUUAUAAUUUUCAUAUAUUUAAUGUGUUUUAUAGUCAUGGCUGGGCUAGUUCAAUGGGAGCAGUGAGAUCUCCUCACAUUAAAGUUAUUUGUCCUACUGCGUAUGUAUGAUUGAUAUCAAAAAAACAUUACAUAAUUGAAUAAGACCUUUGAGUAAUUUUAUCCAAGUAAAUUUAUCCAAGAAUAUAUUAUUUAGCUUUAUCAUUUUAGGCCUACAGUACCAGUGACAUUAAAUGCAGGAUUUAGAAUGCCCUCUUGGUAAGUAAUAUAUGUAUGUGAUAAAUUUUCAUUAGUUGUAUAAAUGUGUAGAAUAAUUCAUGCAACAUUAAUAAUAAAAAAUUAAUAAAUAUAGGUUUGAUUUACGAUCUUUGGAACCAAGUGGUCCUGAAGAUGAAGAAGGUAUUCGCAGAGCUGCAGAAAUGGUACAUUCUUUAAUUGCAGAAGAAGUUGCAGCAGGAAUACCCACAAAACGUAUUGUUCUUGGAGGUUUUAGUCAGGGUGGUGCUCUUGCUAUAUAUAGUGCUCUUACAUUCCCAGAACCCUUAGCUGGUGUUAUAGCUUUAUCAGCUUGGCUUCCUUUACAUCAAAAAUUUCCUGCUGAAGCAAUAGGAAAUAAAAAUACUCCACUACUGCAAUGUCAUGGUGAUUGUGAUCCAAUAGUACCAUACAGAUGGGGUCAAUUGACUGCAUCAGUCCUCAAACAAUUUAUGACACAAACAGAAUUCAAAACAUAUAGAGGAAUGAUGCACGCAUCUUGCGACGAGGUAGGCAGUAUCAAUAGUUGUGAAAGUCUGACGUUCUAAUUAUUUCAUAUAAUAAUAAUAAUACUUUUACAGGAAAUGCGUGACAUGAAGAAAUUCAUUGAAAAGGUUUUGAAGCCGUAAUAGUUUUAUUAAAUAUACUAAUAUUUUAAAUAUUAAACUUAUUACUUUAUUGUUCUUUAUUAAAAAUUAAUUACUUCCAACUUUUCCAUUCUUACUUCAUUCUAGUGCUUGGUGAAGGAGUAAAGACAGUAGUAGAUGGAAAUGUUUUUAAUCUUAAAAAAAGAAAGCAAAAUAGUAGCAAUGAAUUAUUUAUAUAAAUUAUAUUUGAAUGAAUUAUUUCUGUCUUACGAUACCAAAGUUACCAUUGUAAUAUUUCCAAUUUCUAAUUUUACACUACGAAUUAAUAAUCAGGAGAUUCUUACAUCUAAUUCUAAAUGCUUUACUUACAUAUAAGAGAUAAUGUUAAGAUAUAACAAAUGUAUCUUAAAUGCAUUUUUUUAUAGAAUUCCAACUUGUUUUUUUUUUAAUUUGCACUGCGCACUUAUAAUACUAAAUAAUUGAAACAUUUUCUAUCUUCUCGAUAGAAAAAAUUUAUGACUUAUUUCCGAAUAAAGCUUCCUCUUCUAUGGACGUAAUAGUUUUCAUUAGUUUAAUUAUACUCUCUGAAAAUCGUUUAAUUAAAAUUUUUGUCUUAAUUAUAGAAGCAUUUAAAAAUAUUUAUAAAAUUUAUGUUUUAUAUAAGUUAUAUAUAAUGUACAAACAUUACUAUUUAUGAAAUAAUAAUUUUUGUAGAAAUAUGUAGGGACAGUAAUCUGUGAUUACAAAAUAUAAUUUUGAAAUUAAUAAACUUGAUAAUUUUUAGUAGACAGCAUGUUGCAAAUGCUAGUCGUGAAUAA
This is a messenger RNA of Heterotrigona itama, 3024 nucleotides long. NCBI's taxonomy places the organism in Eukaryota, Metazoa, Arthropoda, Insecta, Hymenoptera, Apidae. The record is from the annotation of a GenBank genome assembly.